GGCAGGCACAUGAGGCAUGAAAGGGUGGAGCUGAGGCUCAGCUGACCCCUCCCCUUUCAUCUUCUCCUUCCCUCUCGUACUCCACUCGAUCAGCACACCCUCCCUCUGUUCUCCUUGACCCAUCCUGACUCACACUGUUGGGACUCACUCAUCCUUCCUUCCCUCCCAAGUCAGCCGUGCCCCAAUGUACUCCCCGGAGCAGGAAAACAUCUCUACCACCUCCUCCUCCAAAGUGCCAGUCAAGUAUGGAGAGCUCAUUGUGCUGGGGUACAAUGGUUCUCUGCCCAAUGGAGACCGAGGCCGUCGUAAAAGCCAUUUUGCACUUUAUAAGAGACCGAAGGCAAACGGGGUAAAGCCCAGCACAGUUCACGUCGCCUGCUCUCCACAAGCAGCCAAGGCCAUAAGCAACAAAGACCAGCACAGCAUCUCGUACACUCUGUCCCGAGCCCAGACGGUGGUGGUGGAGUACACUCAUGACAGCAAUACAGACAUGUUCCAGGAUCGAUAGACCAGGUGGAAGGGAUGGAGUCAGACACAGCUUGCCGAGAGUAAGCAGUUCUCUUCCGAGAACCUCUAUGGACAUAACGAGGUCUUCGCAGAAGACCCAGUUGUUUAAUGAUAGAAACAGAAGGUGGAAUGGAGCAAUUGUUAAGUCCAAUCAGCUGGGAGGCGGAGUAGGUCAACAUCGACGAGCCAGCCAAGCCGGGGGAAGCUAGCACAGAGCUAGCCGCUAACAGCAGACCACGGCUCCGAAAAGGAUAUCCAAAAGGCAGUGCGAUGUAGUCCACAGCAUAGCACAGGAAAAAAUCCAGCAAAAGAUGACAAACUGGAACAAUCCAGAUGACACAGGAGGUUGACAGAA
Molecule: messenger RNA, 862 nt
Organism: Nematolebias whitei (Rio pearlfish)
Lineage: Eukaryota; Metazoa; Chordata; Actinopteri; Cyprinodontiformes; Rivulidae
Product: E3 ubiquitin-protein ligase pellino homolog 1
Exons: 4
Coding region: 185-508 (107 amino acids)
Biological process (GO): regulation of Toll signaling pathway; protein K48-linked ubiquitination
Molecular function (GO): ubiquitin protein ligase activity; protein binding
Source: RefSeq, a predicted model, not a curated record